This is a messenger RNA of Effrenium voratum, 2109 nucleotides long. NCBI's taxonomy places the organism in Eukaryota, Dinophyceae, Suessiales, Symbiodiniaceae. The record is from the annotation of a GenBank genome assembly.
AUGCAGUCAUUGUUUUUUGGCAAACACAGCAUUGUGGCAGCCUUGGAGCACAGCCAUCUCUUGAAGAAUCGCUUCGAGCACCACGUGAAAACCACCACCUCCGUCGUGCAAUCCAGUGUCCGAUCACUGUCACUUGCCAAGCAGCGGUUUGACUCAACUCAGACCCCGCUCGGGCGCUUCGUCCUUUUUUUCGAACCUUUUCUUGCGACAGUCAUCGAGAUAAGCAGGGAAAGGCGAGGGGAGGACAUCAACGGUGACAGGGCCGCGUUCCUUGCCUAUAUCAACGAAGAAGUGUUGGUGCAAGUUGCAAUGAUUGCUGAUGCUGGAGAUGAAGGUGGCCAACUGUGUCGCGCAUUCGACACUGAGCUCCCGGCUUCUGAGGAACUGUCAUCCACGGUUAGCAUUUUUUUGCAAAAAAUCAGCUGCUUGUUCAACGAGUUUGAGCCGGUGUGCCUGGAAACUGGGUACACCAAGUUGAUGCUGCUGCUGCUAGAGAAGCGCCAGUUCAUUAUCCCGACUCUGGACGGCAAGUCAGUCCGCACUAUCGGCGGGCCUGGCAGCAUCACUGUUGAAAUGCUGAGUAGCUGCUUGCGCCGGAUGCGAACCUGGGCAGUGCUUGCAAAUGAGGUCAUCAAGCACGAGCUCCCUGACUGGGAUUUGGUAAGCAGCUUUGCCAUUUUUGAUUGCAAGCGCGCUGACGGCUUGACCACAGCCAGCUCCACCCGGGACACACACAUUCGGAGGUUGGCCGCGUUUUUCAACCUGGACGAGUCUUUACUUCGCUCUCAGUAUUUUGACCUGUCACCGAUUGCAAAAGUGCGUUGCAAGAACUUGGACUGCAGCAGCCAAGUAGCCUGGCAAUCGGUCAUCGCGGAAGUUAUGUCAUCUCAGAGGCGACGUGACCGACAUCCUUGCGAUGUAUUGCAGUGCGUUCUUGCACGAUGGUGUGGGUGGAGCCCUUCAACCAGCGCAGUUGAACAAAGCUUUGGCCAUGGCACGCAUUUUGCGACGGCGCGUCAGGGGUGCGCCUCGGAGGCCAGCGAGAACAACGACUUUACGCUGCUCCUGGACCAUCACUCACAGGACGAGCAGAUUCUAAUAAGGCUUUCCCAGCAGAUUUGGCAUCAGCAAUUUGGACUUCCACGGCAUCACGAUAGACGUCGUCUUGAUUUGGGCGUGAAGCGCCAACUUCAGUCCAACACUGUUUCAGAGGCUUCAUGGCUUCGUAGCCGGCGAAGUGCUGUCGCUGCAGCGGUGGCGAAGAGGCAACGUGUCGUAGCCACUGCUGGUACUACUGUUACAGACGACGAUGACUCUGUAUUGGACCAUCCGAGUCAUUUGAAGGAAAAGGUCGUGGCACUCAGAGAUGGUCACUUGCUGCCAGAAGAAGCCGAUGAUGAGUUGGAGUCCUUUCUCCAGUUGCUGGCGGAUAAGAAGUCAGAACUUUUGAGGCGGCCUGCAAUCACAGCAAAGGAGAGAAAGAAGGACUUAAUUUACAGUGGAUUUCAGCAGCCUGGCUUCAUUCAGGGAACUGGUGAAGUCUUGAAAACCUGUGUAUCCCCUGGUGUGCCGCAUGGCCCUGCGAGAGCUUUGGGCAAACUUGCGUUGCAACAUGAUCCUUGCGAGGCCCGGGUGAUUGUAGCUCACGACAUGCAUUCUUUACCAGAGAAGUUCCACUGGUGCGCAGUUCUUCGCGGCAGCUUCAUCGUGGACACAGCCAUGCUCAGUGGGCAGAAGGGCUUGUGUGUGAAGAUGAAGGGGAUCGCGCACUUGAAGCGCUUUGUGUGGGCAAGCAUGGAGUUCAAGCAGGGGAAUUCGGAGUUCUAUGCCAUCAUGUGCCGGCUGGUGGAUGACUGCAUGGGCAAACGCCCUAUGUGGCAGUGGCUGGACACAGUUGAUGAGUUCCUGACGGGUAAGGGAGUGGGUUACAUUGCGCUUGUGACACACGAGCAGCAGAAGUUGGAGGCAAGUUUCCAAGAACACUGGAAACGUUUUACUCGUUGCUGUGUGUUUAGUUGGCCGUUGAGUCUAUUGUGCUUUGAUUUCCAGAGUAAGUUGUGCCAGUGUCCCAUAUUAUUGUCAUUGCAUGUGUUGCCAAACUUAUGUUAA